This is a messenger RNA of Odontomachus brunneus, 4572 nucleotides long. RefSeq names its product transcriptional coactivator YAP1-like (gene yki). The transcript has 7 exons. The record is from RefSeq and is a predicted model, not a curated record. Gene Ontology annotation, cellular component: nucleus; cytoplasm. Gene Ontology annotation, biological process: hippo signaling; positive regulation of transcription by RNA polymerase II. Bases 1681 to 3198 code for a protein of 505 amino acids. Gene Ontology annotation, molecular function: protein binding; transcription coactivator activity. Lineage: Eukaryota; Metazoa; Arthropoda; Insecta; Hymenoptera; Formicidae.
AGUAGCGGCGGGCGCAGUGGGAGAGAGGAAGACAGACUGAGGGAGAAAGGGAGAGAUACCGUUUCCCCGCGAUCACGGAGACGCGCGUGCACACACGACGAGUGUCAACGCGACGCGACGCAACGCAGCGCAGCGCAGCGCAACGGGACGCGCAGCGGUGACGGUGCUGGAUCCCCAGUCGUGACAUCGUGCACCAGAAGCGGACACGCGUACGGACGGACAGACAGACAGACGGGCGGCGCGGCGAGGUCGAGUCGGGCCGCGAAUAAUCCGAGAAGAAUAUAGCCGUGCGGCCUCUCCCCUUCCCCGUCAGCGCGUCGCGUCGCGUCGGGUUCGCGUUCGUUCGCCAACGAGCGAGUGAGCGAGCGAACGAACGCGACUUCCUCCGAGGGCCUUCUCAUGCCGGAGCCUCGCCAUCAUCGUCCAGUCGUUUCGCCGAGGCAGGAGCGAUCGCGAUCCUGAGAUCGUCUCACCGCGAUUGUCGCGUCCGCCGCGUGUGUGUGUGUGUGUGUGUGUGUGUGUGCACGCGCGCGCGCGCGCGCAGUGCCGUAAUCGUCGAGCGGUGGGUAUCACGUAUAAUCAUCAUCGUCGUCGUCGUCAGCAGCAACCGUGCUCGUCGAGGUAGUCGUCCUCUCGUCGUCAUCGUCAUCGCCGUUCGGAGAACUCGAAGAGAACGGAACGACGAGAGUGUUGUGAUCUGUCGGCCGACCACCCGGACGUCAACGUCGUCGUCGCCGCCGCCGUCGUCGUCGUCGUGGCUACAUCGCCGACGUGCGUCGUCAUCGGCUAAGAGGCCAGUAGCGCUGCUGUGGUGAACGCGAGGUGGGAACUUCUUCGGAUUGCGUCUGAGAGAGAGAGAAGGAGAGUGAGCAGCGCGCUCGCUCUCUCUGUUCCUCCCACUCUGCGUCUCUCUCUCUCUCUCUCUCUCUCUCUCUCUCUCUCUCUCUCUCUCUUUUUUCUCGGGUCGCGUUUCCUGCGCUCUCGCACGCGCUCGAGAGUCCACGCAGGUAGGGCGAGCCGAUACCAGCCAGCCGGAGAGGUGGGAUUGACUGCGAGGAGAGCGAGUUUCGUAGUCGCGACCGGUGUUGGCCGCCCGUAACGCGCAGAUCGGCGAGCGCGAUCGGGCGUGAGACGAGGAGGCAGCAGGGGGCGAGAGAGGUGGGCUACGAGGGGACCAUCCUCGUCGGUAUCGCGGAGGACGACGCUGCUGGUGGUCGUGGCGACGGCGACGGUGGAGUUACCCCGGUGAUUUGAUUCCACCACGGUGAAAUAAUGCGCAGGUGAAGAACGGAGGAGGAGGAGGAGGAGGAGAAGAAGAAGAAGAAGGAGAAGAGAAGAAGAAUACCACCGAAGUCGUCGUCGUUGUGGGAACGAGAGGAGAGGUGUUCGCGGAGAAGAGCACGCAGCAAGAUCCCUGCAUCGUACGCGCUUACGUAGGUGCGUGAGGGAAGAAAUUAACGGAGUGAAGAAAAAGGAAGAGAAGGAAUCACAGAAACAGCCGCGAUCCGAAGCGACGCAGCAGCAGGAGGAACAACGCAGAAGAGGAGGAGGAGAACGUGGAGGUGAUAUCGGACGAGAAAAGAAAGACAAAGAGAUAGUCCAGGCGAACGAGGUAGAAGAGCCAGCGAGCGAACGAACGAGCAAACGAGCAAGUUAGCUAGCUAACGUGCGUGAGUCAAAAUGGCGCUGAACCAGGACGUGGACCAGUUGACCAAGAGCAACCUCGUGGUAAGGGUCGACCAGAAUUCCGAGUCAGACCUGCAGGCGCUGUUCGACACCGUGCUGAAGCCCGACUCGGCGCGGGUGCCGCUGACGGUGCCGCUGCGCAUGCGCAAGCUGCCGGACUCCUUCUUCACUCCACCGUCCACCGGCAGCAAGAGCCCGUCGAUCUCGCACUCGCGCGAGAACUCCGCGGAUUCCGCGUUCGGCACCGCCGCCGCGACACCGAGCAACGCCGGCGGCGGCGGCGGCGGCGGCGGUAGCGCGCCCAACGGCGGCGCGAACGGCAGCGGUGGCGGCGCAGGAGGCGCGGGUGGCGGCGCAGGCGGUGGUAACGCUGCCACAGACGCCGGUGGUGCCGGUGCGGGUGGCGGCGGCGCAGGCGGUGGCGGAGGCGCCGCCGGAGGCGGCGGUGCGGGCGCGAACAGCGCCGCAGGUGCGGCCGCGGCAGCCGCUGCGGCCGCCGCCGCCGCCGCAGCCGGCCUCACCGUCGCUCAUCCCCGCGCCCAUAGCAGCCCAGCCUCCCUUCAGCAGACGUACGCCUCAGCGCAGCAGGCGCCGCAGCACGCGCCGCAGCCGCACGCGCGUCACCACCACCAUCAUCAGAAACAGCGCAGCUACGACGUCAUCAGCACGGUCGACGACCUGGGCCCGUUGCCGCAGGGAUGGGAGCAGGCGCGCACCCCCGAGGGCCAGAUCUACUUCCUCAAUCACAUUACCCGCACAACUACAUGGGAAGAUCCGCGGAAAACGGCCGCUGCCGCGAACGUGGCGGCGGUCGCCGCCGCGGUGGAGAGCGGCAAGUCCAACGGCAACACGCUCGGUCCAUUGCCGGACGGAUGGGAACAGGCUCGCACAACCGAAGGCGAGAUCUACUUCAUCAAUCAUCAGACCCGCACCACCUCCUGGUUCGAUCCGCGAAUCCCGACGCAUCUUCAGAGAGCUCCCACAUCGGGCGCGAUGCUGCCGCAGAACUGGCUACAGCAGCAGCAGCCCACCGGCGGCGGCAUAAGCAGCCAGAGCCUGCAGGCCUGUCAGCAGAAACUACGCCUUCAGUCGCUGCAGAUGGAACGUGAACGCCUGAAGCAACGGCAACAGGAGAUCAUGCGCCAGCAAGAGCUGAUGCUGCGACAGAGUACUACCGACGCCAUGGACCCGUUCUUGUCUGGCAUUAACGAGCAACAUGCCCGCCAAGAGAGUGCCGAUAGCGGCUUAGGACUCGGUUCCGCCUAUUCUCUUCCUCAUACUCCGGAGGACUUCCUCGCGAACAUCGACGAUAACAUGGACGGCACGAGCGACGGCGGUGCGCCGAUGGAGACGCCCGAUUUGUCGACUCUGAGCGACAACAUCGAUUCGACCGACGAUCUUCUGCCGUCGCUUCAGUUGAGCGAAGAAUUCAGCAGUGACAUCUUGGACGACGUACAGUCGCUCAUCAAUCCCAACCCGACCAAACCGGAGAACGUACUGACGUGGCUGUAGUACAGCCCGAGGACCGAGGCUCGUACUCGCGGCGGAUUCGCUUGAUCGGCCUAACGAACGCGCCAUCGAUACCGCGACACCAAGGCGGGAGACGUGUACGCGAGAAACUCUUUCCGAGGGUUUUCGCCAAGAGCAAAACAUCACCAACAACAACGAAGUUAAACGACUGUUCCGCGACGAAGCGCACGCUCGCUUACGACGACGAUCUUCGAGCCUGGACACACAGUGGCCUUAUCAUUGCAGCGCAUUAUGCUCAACAAUACAGACACGUGUAUACGUAAGCGAUACAUAUAUACGUACAUAUGUGUAUAUAUAUACAUCGUUUAUGUAUACACCCACGUAGGUGUAAGAAUUCCCGUUCGUCGGGCCUCUCUCUCUGUCUCUCUUGCCAGGUGCGACUUUACGCGUUCGCGCACACGUACGAGUGUUCCCGAACGUUUUGUACAUAAAUUUUUAAUUUCCCGCCGUCUGUGGAGAGGCGCGUGAGAAAGAGCAAGCGAGAGAGAAAGAGAGAGAGAAGGGGGAGGGGGAGAGGAGAAGAAUUGAACGACUAAGUGGACGUUCUUCUCGGACAGGAAGGGAUACUUUGACGACAGCAAACGAUGCGACCGAUCGCCGAUAUUGCGCGUUUCUUGUCAUAGAACGCGACGAUAACGGCCGAACCGACUCGAUCUAUAUUUACGACCGAAUUCUCGACGAGAACUGCUGCUGCUGGCACCAUGACGUGCCGGUUUCUCGGCUGUGGAAGCGCGUUCGCGACAAUCGGGGACGAAGCGAGAGAACCUUACAAGUGCAAUCGAUCGUAGUCUCGUACAUCGCGAGAGAGAGAGAGAGAGAGAGAGAGAGAGAGAGACAGAGAUAAACAGAAAUCGUCAGGCUUUCUCGACGAACGUGAGCAGCAGGAGUCUUCGUUGGCCGUGACACGAUAGCCACGCGAUAACAAUCGUAUUCCCAGCGAUCGGAUUCUCCUGCGCGCGCGACGCAAAAGCCAACGCGGAGCCGACGGAAAAACCACCUUCGAUUGGGGACACUUGGGACUCGCGAGUCGUGUGUUAUCGCGAACACGUGAAGAAAUAUACGCGUCAUCCCGUGUACACGCGGGGUUCGGAGCGACGAGUCGUCGGGCUGCGUGUCGAACUGUCGCGCACUAUUGUGUAUCCGCGUUAACGAACGUCUUCGAACGAUCAUCAUCGCGCUCGCGGUGCGACUCAAUCACAAGCGAUACGCUUUAAAAGUGCCUUGUCCUUUUCUCAAAUGAUCAAUCUAAAAAAACGCGAGGCGACCGCGGCCACACCGCAGUCGUCGCCGUCGUCUUUCAACGCAAUAACCGUCCAUACAAAUCGUUCGCAUGAGAACACACGUGGUAAUAAUUAU